UAAACAAUCAAAUAUUGUUCACCUUUCUUUGUGCAUAUCUCUAGAUAGAUACAUACAUAGAGAGAGAAAGAGAGAGAUAUGGUCUCCAAGGUUCAAAAUCAAAAGACAAGAUCCAUGUUCAACAACCUUCAAUUACUUCAUUCUAUCACACACUUUCAAAGGAGGCAGAAGACACUAGUGUUAUUGGAUGCUUCAGAAUACAUAAAAUUUUUAAAGCAAAGGCUUGAAGAAGAAUGGAAGCAACUAGUAGCAGCCGCAACGAUGCCUAUGCUAAAAGUUGAAGCGCAAGAGGAGAAAUUUAUGAUAAAGGUUGUGAGUGAAAGGAGUUGCAAAGGUUUAUUGGUUUUCAUACUUGAAGCCUUUGAAGAGCUUGGUCUUGAUGUGCUCCAAGCUAGGGUUUCCUGUGCUCAAAACUUCUCUCUAGAAGCAAUUGGAAUCAAAGAUAAGAAUGGUACAUGCCAUUUGGAUGCACAAGUAAUUCAAAAAGUAGUGUCCCAAGCUAUUCAAAAUUGGAGUGAAGUCACACACCAACAAUGAUCCCUGCUUGUACCACUUUGUUUCGUCCUCUCAAAUUCGUUCAGAUGUUUACCUUUCUGAAUUAUUUUGGUAUAUUAUUAUUGCAAGAAAAUUGCCAGUUUUCCUUAAUUAGAUAUAAUUAGAUAUAGUCUCUCCGAUCCCUUGACUUAAUGGGAUUAGAGAGAUUAUGUAAGUUAUUUCCUCUAAAAUGUAUGUGAAGAAUGUUCUAGAUUUCUAGUGUAUGUUAUAUAUAAAAGGUAUUGACAAAUAAAAUUAAC
Molecule: messenger RNA, 794 nt
Organism: Arachis ipaensis
Lineage: Eukaryota; Viridiplantae; Streptophyta; Magnoliopsida; Fabales; Fabaceae
Biological process (GO): regulation of DNA-templated transcription
Cellular component (GO): nucleus
Molecular function (GO): DNA-binding transcription factor activity; sequence-specific DNA binding
Source: RefSeq, a predicted model, not a curated record